AUGGACACCGAGAGUGGCAAUAUUGCUCCCGGAAACGAUCCCGUCGUGGUGCCCGAACUGGGGAGUGAAAAUGGCAGCGGGGUGAAGUGGAGGCGCACGAGCUCCGGAAUGGGUGCCCUGCGUUGUUUCACAAACAUAAUUCCCUAUGGCGGUCUCUUGUCGACGACGUUUAACCUUGCGAGCGCCACGCUUGGUGGCGGGGUGAUCAGCCUGGCAGCGGGCUUUCAGAUGAGUGGUGUCGCCUUCUCCAUCAUCCUUCUUGUCCUGGUGACGGUGUGCACUGUCUAUUCGGUCGGCCUGAUGAUGCAGGCUGUGGAGAUGACCGGCUAUAAUUCAUACGCGGAGCUCUCAAAGAA
Messenger RNA from Trypanosoma cruzi, 356 nucleotides. Its product is annotated as amino acid transporter, putative. The annotation marks the transcript as partial. Lineage: Eukaryota; Euglenozoa; Kinetoplastea; Trypanosomatida; Trypanosomatidae. The transcript has a single exon. The record is from RefSeq and is a predicted model, not a curated record.